AUGGGAGACAAUUCGCCAGAGCAAAAAGCAGGUUGUGGAUCAUUAAUAACCAGCGUAUUUCGACACAGUUUAUGGCCAAGAAAAACAUCCUCUGCGAGUUCUCUUCCCUUACCAAACAAUGCCGCUUCAAAUGAUACAAUACGACGUAAAAGUGCUUCUAAAGAGGUUGUUUACGUAGAUGCACCUUCGCGCAAUACAUCGACUGCACGUUCUGUUACAAAGUCUUGUUCGCCAAAUAAUAAUAAUAAUAAUAAUAAUAAUAAUCCGCAGAGGAGAAACCAAAAUGAAACUACAAUACCACCUCGUCCUGUUCCUGUUCCAUCGAAGGCUUCAAUGGCUACUCAGGGAUAUGUUAAUCAAGGAAGGAGGGUACAAAAGGAAGCUAUUGGAAUUUCGGGUGAGUUAGAAAGUAUGAUCAAUGAUCAUCAAAAAUCGAAGGGGAGUGGUAAUCUCGUUCGCGCUUCUUCUGGCAAUGUUAUGUUGUAUGGGAACUUAGGUAAUAUUAGGCAAGGAUAUAAGGAUAAUAGUUAUUCAAUUGCAAUGGAUAACUAUAAUCAGUAUUUUGAGAAUUCGAGUUCAAAUGGUGGAGGACAGAAGAAGAAUGUGGUGAGUAUUAGUAAUGAGACGAAACCAGCGAUGAAUUCGGGUGGUGGUUCGCUUUGUAGGGCUAUAUCGACUAGAAUGGAUCCAGAACAACUGAAGAUGAUGGGGAAUGAGGAUUAUAAGAAUGGGAGAUUUGCGGAGGCAUUAGCGUUGUAUGAGGCAGCUAUUUCAAUUGAUCCUAAAAAGGCUUCGUAUAGGAGUAAUAGAAGCGCGGCCUUAACGGGUCUUGGUAGGUUGCUUGAAGCUGUGUUUGAAUGUAGGGAAGCUAUUCAGAUUGAUCCUCAUUAUCAUCGAGCUCAUCAUCGUUUAGGGAAUUUGCAUUUAAGAUUAGGAGAGACGGAUAAGGCUCUUUAUCAUUAUAAACAAUCGGGACCAGAGGCUGAUCCUGAUGAGGUUGCUAAAGUGAAGAUUCUUCAAGCUCAUCUAAAUAAAUGCACCGAGGCUCGCAGGUUAGGAGAUUGGAACACACUCAUUACCGAGGCUUCCAACACUAUAUCAUCUGGUGCAGAUUCUGCUCCACAGAUAUUUGCAUUGCAAGCCGAAGCCUUUAUCAAACUCCGUAGGCAUCAAGAUGCAGACAAUGUAAUGAAAAAGGGUCCUAAUUUUGAUGUUGACGAUUGUACAAAGUUCUUUGGACCAAUUGGUAAUGCAAAUUUGUUAGUCACGCGCGCUCAAGUUGAUAUGGCUGCUGGCAGAUUUGAUGAUGCUUUAGAGGCAGCACAGAAAGCAGCAAGGCUAGAUUCAAACAACAAGGCAGCAAUGAAGGUAUUGAUAAAAGCUCGAGCCGUGACAGCUGCAAGAGGCAGAGGAAACGAGCUUUUCAAGGCAUCGAAAUUCUCUGAGGCUUGUAUUGCAUAUGGAGAAGGGCUUGAGAAUGAUCCUUGUAACUCUGUUUUACUAUGCAAUCGGGCAGCCUGUAGAUCAAAACUCGGCCAAUUAGAGAAAGCGGUGGAAGAUUGCUCUGCGGCGCUAAGCUUGCGCCCAUCUUACACCAAAGCAAGGAUGAGAAGAGCUGAUUGUAAUGCUAAGUUGGAAAGAUGGGAAGCUUCAAUAGUAGACUAUGAGAUCUUGUUAAGAGAGACACCAGGAGACGAGGAAGUAAAUCGAGCAUUGUUGGAGGCUCGUGUACAACUUAAGAAACAACGAGGUGGAUGA
Messenger RNA from Vicia faba (fava bean), 1758 nucleotides. The record is from the annotation of a GenBank genome assembly. Lineage: Eukaryota; Viridiplantae; Streptophyta; Magnoliopsida; Fabales; Fabaceae.